Molecule: messenger RNA, 2460 nt
Organism: Coffea arabica (coffee)
Lineage: Eukaryota; Viridiplantae; Streptophyta; Magnoliopsida; Gentianales; Rubiaceae
Product: disease resistance protein RGA2-like
Molecular function (GO): ADP binding
Source: RefSeq, a predicted model, not a curated record
AUGCAAACAUCUGGUGUACAUCAUCUAGACAUCCUCUCAGAUGAAUAUAGCUGGAUGCUGUUUGAAAAACUAGCAUUUGCAGACGGUGGUGCAACAAAGACUCAAGAUUUGGUGGACGUUGGCAAAAGGAUACUGAAAAAGUGCGGCGGCGUGCCAUUAGCGAUCAAAGUGAUCGGGGGUUUGUUGUAUUCCAAAAAGGAUGCCUCGGAAUGGUCGAAGCUUGAGAAGAGUGAAGUAUGGAACGAGUCGACCGAUAUUGCAAAACGAGUCAUGUCUGUCCUGAAGCUGAGUUACGAGAACUUACCUUCAUGGUCAGUGAAACAAUGCUUUGCAAGUUGUUCCAUCUUCCUGAAGGACGCUGAUAUGGAAAAAGAAAGCUUGAUACAGAUUUGGAUGGCCCAGGGAUUGAUUAAUGAUGCCAAGGGAGGAGGAGGUCAUUUGCAAAUGGAGGAUAUAGGCAGCGAUUACUUCAACAUAUUGCUUCGGAGUUCUUUGUUGCAAGCUACUCCUAAGUACGGAAUCGAGUACUACCGGAUGCAUGACCUUGUGCAUGAUCUUUCACUGCAAGUGUCAAAUAAUCGUUUCUUCAAUACAAGGGAUGGCAUGGAAGUCAGUCAUGAUGAUGAAGUUAUGCAUUUGACCAUCCUUGGGAGUCAAGGGAAGGUGUUAAAGAAUAUCGAAGGGAUUCCUCCAAAUUUGCAAACGCUUUAUUAUCUUGGGGGUGAUGGUAUUAUGCUCGAAGACAUCUUGGAAAGGUCUAGAUACCUUUCUGUAUUAAUAGUAGACUCCCUGGGUGUUACUCAUCUCCCAAAUUCAGUGGGUGAUAUGAAACAUUUAAGACAUCUUGAUAUCAGGCGAACUGGUAUCACUGCUCUGCCAAAUUCCAUCACAAAGCUCUACGAUUUGAUGACCUUGAAAGUAUGUUACUUGGAAGAGAUGCCUAAGAAAUUUGGCAAUUUAAUUAACUUGAGACAUUUCGAGUUUUCAUCUGCUAUGGGCCAAUCAUGUUUCUUCCCUGGAAUUGGGCAGCUGGCUAAUCUUCGGACGUUGCCGCACUUCAGGGUAAGCCAAGACAAGGGAUGUCAACUUGAGGAGUUGGAACACUUGCGUAACCUCCGAGGCGAGCUAAAAAUUUCUGGACUUGAAAAUGUGAGCAGCUUUGAAUCCGCAGGAAAAGCAAAGUUGUCCGAAAAAUCAAGCAUUCAAGGUUUAAGACUUUCAUGGAAUGGCACGAAAGAAGAUUGCGACGACAACAAUAUCAACAGUGUCAUGGAAGGUCUCCAACCUCACCCAGACUUGAAAAGUUUAGCCAUUUGGGGUUUCCAAGGUUCAAGGUAUCCGUCGUGGAUGGUGGCAAAGGAUCACUUGACGGUACUCCUUCGGAAUCUGGUAGAGAUCAAGUUGAGUGGAUUGGGUAAGUGUGAACAAGUACCACCACUAGGGGACUUGCCUUGUCUCGAGUCCUUAGAGAUGGAGUCCUUACAUAAUGUGAAGCGCAUUGGAGCUGAAUUCUAUGGUCUCCUUGCACAUCUCGAUAUUAAUGCAAGGAGCAGCGCUUGUAGCAGUAGCAGUAGCAGAAAGGUGGAACCAAUAACUCUGUUUCCGAAACUGUCGAGUUUUGUGCUGUGCGACAUGAAAAGUCUAGAGGAGUGGUCAGAUGCAAUGGUUCCCUCGGAUUCUUCUUCAUCAAUUAAGGUAUUCCCUAAUCUCCGGUACUUGAGAAUCGAACGGCUCCCCAAGUUGGCUGUUUUACCAGAUAUGGAGAACUUGACAUCUCUUGCGAUGUUAGAGAUAUGGAGAUGCGGAAGUUUGGCUUGUAUAAGGAAUUUGAAUAGCCUCACAUCUCUGGAAUCCUUAUAUUUAAAUGACUGCUCUGCUUUAUUAGAUGCUUCUCUGGAAUCCCUACGUACUCUAAGCAUCUUAGGAUGUGAUAAGUUGAAUCCUUCAUUGAGUAAUAAUCUUGAGAAGUUGACGUCGCUCGAGCGGUUGGAAAUCUUCUCUCAUGACCCUGGUUGUUGGCCAAUUAUGGUUCUCCACCAUCUGGCCAACCUCAGAUCGUUGACUCUCGGUGGCUUCUCUGACGACCUUGAUCAUUUCCCGUGGCCACACUCCAUCACCAAUCUCGUCUCUCUGGAGCGUCUUGAAUUGCGUGGAUGGCCAAAAAUCACGUCUCUCCCAUACCAAAUUCAGCAUCUCUCUACCUUGAGGACGUUAGAGAUAGGGGAGUUUGAGGGGUUGGAAGUACUUCCAGAGUGGAUGGGUAGCCUUCGGAAUCUUCGAGAAUUGUGGAUUGUUGAUUGCUCUAACCUCAGACAAUUGCCCUCUGCAGAAGCAACACGACACCUCACCAAUUUAAAUAAACUGUAUAUCGACACCUGUCCUCUUUUAGCAGAGAGAUGCACCAAAGGAAGUGGCGCAGAGUGGCCCAAGAUUGCACAUAUUCCCCUUGUUAUCGACUAG